AUGGAAGCCAGAGCCGCUGAGACCGACACGGGUGAACAGGAAAUUCGGUACAGUGCCGAGCCCUGCCGGAGGGGAUUCGGACAGAUCCUGGUUGCUGUUUACACAGAUGAGGCUGUCGCUGGUCGAAUGCCCCUGUUGUUCAAACAGCCCCCAGAGACCAAGCCCAUUCUGACGAUUGCGGACCUCCGUGAUGAGUUCGAGCAGUUUCGGAUGUGGGCUAGCAACAUUGGAGUAUUUGCGUCCGAUCAUGCAUCUCUCGACUUGUCUAUCCUCCUCAAGGAAGACCGACAAUAUGUGGAUGAAGUUCCAUCUGAGCUGUCUGAUUCAGAUGACGCCAGUGGUUCCGACAGCGAACCCCAGACCAAACACUUGACGGAUCUCGAACUUUUGAUUUUGGAAAUCGAGAAUCGUCUUGAGCAUAUCCCGGACGUUAUUACUAAACUAAUCCAUCUCGCCUGUGUCAUUCGAGUUUCGGGCGUCAGAAGUCGCCGAAUCAAAGCCGCAACCUAUCACCACGACGACGAGGAUGGUGUCAAUCAAUCCGAAAUCUUCGAGAUGACAAAUUUGCCAUCAGUCCUCCGGAGUCGAUACUAUGUUAAUGAAUCUCUGCUGGCAAGACUGUGCAAGGCGAUCUCUUCGCGACGCCGGCAAUUUAUGUGUCAGCAAAAGCACCAGAAACGGCUCGCUUAUAGCGGAACGACUUCAAACGAUUCAACUCUGUCCGCUCAUUCCUAUUAUCCUCUGGCACCAGAGCAGAUGGGUUCAUUCCGGAACUUAAGCAGCUCAAAGGCAGAAUCUCCCCGGCGGAUAGUUCGCCAAAACGGCACCCACAGUGCAAUCACCGGACAAACACUUGCAACGACAUUCCGAGGAGGGGCUUUAAAGAGGCCAGUUGCAUCAACGGUAGUGGCAUCAACCACUAAAUUCAUGAUGAGCAGCGUUGAGUUUCCGCCGCCACCUCCAAUACUGAACAGAGCCAGUCAUUUCCAGUGCCCUUAUUGUUGUCUUCUUAUGGAGGAGCGAAAGCGGGAACCUACACUUUGA
Cladophialophora bantiana CBS 173.52 is the source of this 1044-nucleotide messenger RNA. RefSeq lists its product as uncharacterized. The record is from RefSeq and is a predicted model, not a curated record. Lineage: Eukaryota; Fungi; Ascomycota; Eurotiomycetes; Chaetothyriales; Herpotrichiellaceae. The transcript is spliced from 2 exons. The coding region runs from base 1 to 1044 and encodes 347 amino acids.